Molecule: messenger RNA, 1651 nt
Organism: Strigops habroptila (Kakapo)
Lineage: Eukaryota; Metazoa; Chordata; Aves; Psittaciformes; Psittacidae
Gene: CACYBP
Product: calcyclin binding protein
Exons: 6
Coding region: 240-905 (221 amino acids)
Biological process (GO): heart development
Cellular component (GO): nucleus
Molecular function (GO): S100 protein binding; tubulin binding; ubiquitin protein ligase binding
Source: RefSeq, a predicted model, not a curated record
GGCGCUCCCCGCGGGCGGCACGAGCGGCGCCGUGGCCCCGCCCCUCGGCCAUGGCCGCGCCGGCGUGUGACGGGGCGGGGGGGUGGGAGGAGGAGCUGUUCCGGCUCACGGCGCGCCCAUAGCGGCGGCGGCGCCGUUGUGUCACUUCCGCGGCGCGCGCGGGGAGUGGGAGGGGCGGAAGGUUCCAGAGGGGCCGUGGGAGCAGCCGCUGCAGCCGCCGGGUGGGCGCCGCACGCGACAUGGCUGCAGCGCGCGAGGAGUUACAGAAAGAUUUGGAAGAAGUCAAAGAAUUGCUUACGAAGGCCACGAGGAAGCGACUUCGUGAUGUCCUGAUGACAGAGAAACACAAGCUAGAGCUAGAAAUCAAGAAUCAGCCUCCACCAAAGCCAAAAGAUGCAGUGGAGGAAGAAAAGGUUUCACUGGGAGGGUACACGGUGAAAAUAAACAAUUAUGGUUGGGAUCAGUCAGAUAAAUUUAUUAGGAUUUACAUCUCUUUAAAUGGAGUCCAGAAGCUUCCAGCUGAGAAUGUGCAGGUGAAUUUCACAGAGAGGUCGUUUGAUCUGCUAGUGAAGAAUCUGAACGGGAAGAACUACACCAUGACCUUCAACAACCUCCUGAAACCCAUCUCUGUGGAAGGCAGCUCUAGAAAGAUAAAGACAGACACGGUCCUUGUGAUGUGUAGGAAGAAGCGGGAGGAAAAAUGGGAAUGUCUCACUCAAGUGGAAAAAGAAAGCAAAGAGAAAGAGAAGGCUGCCUAUGACACCUCAGACCCUAGUGAAGGGCUUAUGAACCUUUUAAAAAAGAUGUAUGCAGAAGGGGAUGAUGAAAUGAAGCGCACCAUCAACAAGGCCUGGGUUGAAAGCAGAGAAAAACAAUCCAAAGGAGACAUGCCAAUGGAUAUUUGAAAGUACUCUAAGGGCCGCCUUAAUCACUGAUCUUCCAUGUGAGACAUGCUGUGCUGCAAAGAUCAUUGUUUAUACAACCUUCUUCCAAGCAAAGACAGUCAUUUUCCAUUUCAGGUUGGAGAAAAUACUUAAAUAAAAUAGCUUAUAAAGCAUUUCCUUCAGUCAAGUGGUUUACCAUUUCCUGAAGAGUGGAGCAUAGGUAUAUCCUUACCCCUCCUUGAAAAAGCCUCUCAAAUGAGUGGAGAGUGGUGAAAUUGAGAACAGUGUAAAAGAAAAUGAAUACUAAACUAGGAUGAGUCGAGGCCUCUCUGAUUCAAGUGACAGCUGAUUCGAGUACCCACCUGGUUGCUGAGGCCAAUGUCAUGCUCACUAAUGGGGGUGUGGAUUUUUUUUUAUGAGAUGUGGGCUGUAUAUUGAACUAUAAAGCAUGUCACAAAGGGAGAAAUGCUGAAGCAAGUAGAACCACUAUCUCAAACACUUGACAGUUAAGCAGAAACAAUAAGGUGUUAAAUCCUGUGAUAUUAAAAUUUAAUGAUUACUCUCAGAAAUUAAUGACUGCUGUUUAACCUCUUGUGAACUUUUAAAGUGAGAACAGCUCUUCAGUGCCUAUGUUAACUGUGACCUUGCGGGGUCUUUGAGGUGGCAUCAGUCACAGGAGGGCAGUAAGCUGCUGAUGCUGGACACUGAGCUUGCCCUGGCUCUAGUGGUGUAUGAGGACAAGAGAGACAAGCUCCGUGUUGUCCUAU